AUGAGCCGCCGACGUCGAUUACUCUACAUUAUUCUUCUCAUCACAAUCGCCGUCGCGGCAAUCUACAACUCGUACGAGUCCAUCGGCCGCUUCCUUCGCCUGUUUGUGCCCCAUACCGGCUAUCCUCUGAACCAAGACCAAGCGCUGGCGCGGUUCAAGGUGCAGAAGCAGCAGCCCAAAAAUGUGCCACGAAUAAUUCACCAAGUUUUGCACAAUUGGAGGCCGCUGGGGAACGACUCGGCUUUGCUUCCAGAAUGGGAGGCGCAACGCCAGUCGUGCAGGGACAAGAAUCCUGAGUGGGAGUACAAGUUGUGGACAGAGGACAUGUCUCGAGACCUUCUUCAGGAUGAAUAUCCCUGGUUCAUGGAAACGUACGAAAACUUCAGAUAUCCCAUUCAAAGGGAGCAGACCAUUCGAUAUUUCAUACUACGACAUUACGGCGGCAUAUACAUUGACCUCGAUUUUGGCUGCGUCAAUAGUCUCGAAAGCCUACGGCCGUACUCAGUCUUCAUUUCCGAUCACCGCCGUGGGACUUUAAGCGACAAGGUCCUCGGCGGCGCGCCCAACCACCCAUUCUGGGUCCAAGUCACCGAAACCAUACCCCGAUACUCGCACUGGUACCUGUUACCGUUUCUUACCGUGCUCUAUGGCACCGGCCGCUGGUUUCUCACGGCCGUCUGGGACAGCUGGCACUGGGAAAAUUGCCAGCAGACACUAUUCCACUACGGCAAGCCGGCCGACUGGCUCACCCGGCUGUCGAUGCCGCGGUGGCGCGGCGCCCCUAAAUGGUCCAUCUUCAGCAGCUACCACGGCGGCACCCCCGACACCUGGCCCAUUGACAUAUUCGUGCUCGGCCGGAAGCAUUGGAUCGUGUCCAUCAUUAGCGGCGUCGUGGGCUGCGCCAUUGGCAUCUACCUUGGCGUGAAGCUGUUCCGAAAGAGGUGUGCCCGGCGACGGCGGGCUUACAGGCCGGUGUCUGAUUCAGAGAGUCGCGUGUAG
Messenger RNA from Beauveria bassiana ARSEF 2860, 999 nucleotides. RefSeq names its product MIPC synthase. Bases 1 to 999 code for a protein of 332 amino acids. The record is from RefSeq and is a predicted model, not a curated record. The transcript is spliced from 3 exons. Gene Ontology annotation, biological process: mannosyl-inositol phosphorylceramide biosynthetic process. Gene Ontology annotation, molecular function: mannosyltransferase activity. NCBI's taxonomy places the organism in Eukaryota, Fungi, Ascomycota, Sordariomycetes, Hypocreales, Cordycipitaceae.